AUGGAGUUGUCUCUACUCGGGUUACUAUCCCAUGACGAUUGGAUUUAUACAGGCAUUCUGGUGAGCUCUUUCGUUAUCGCAUGGAUUCUGCGAAUGCAACGAAAUGCAUCUCUGCUUGUCCAGGCUGGCGGUCCUAUAGGAUUCACGAUGGCCUUGGUAGUACUGGGAAAGAAGAUCCUCUACUCGUUACCGAUGGCAUUGUUCGUUGCCGCUUGCAUAAAGUACGCCCCAAGAAAAUCCCUAACGGCUGUAGUUUUCUUUGCUUCCUUCGCAUACCUUAUGAUCAUCCGGUACUUACACUACUUUUUUGACAUUGAUGAACUCGCCUCUCAAGCUAACGUUGUUCAACUAAUAAUGACUCUCAGGGUGAUCGGGCUUACAUUUGAAAUUUCCGACCGUCAUUUUGCACAUACCACGUCGGAAACGGCAAAGAAACCCAAGCGUUUCCUCGAGAAAGAACCAAGUCUAUGGGAAAUAUUCAAUUAUUUUUACCACUUCGCAGGAUUAUUCACCGGUCCGUAUUAUACAUACCAGAUGUUGCUCGAUUCUCAGGACUCAGGUUUAUUGAAAAAGUGGUCACCUGUCGAGGAAAUACGCCAAAGAGUUUUACGAUUGUGUUGGAGCGUGCCACUUUUCGUCGUCCUUAAUAAACUGUAUCCCCUCGAUGGCCUCCGCUCGGACAACGUUUGGGAAAUGAGCUUCUUACAGCGCCUGUUAUACGCUGCAGCAGUUUUCGUUGUUUUCCGUAUGAGGGUUUACAGCGCAUGGGCGGUGGCAGAAAGCAUCUGCGUCACGUUGGGCAUUGGCAUAUAUCCCUCAGACACUAAACCGCGUACAGUGGUCGGACCAACGGAUUUGGAAAAGUACAGAGAGCUUAAAGGCCGCUUUGACGUCGCUUACGAUUCGGAAGCUAUUGUCAAUUUAGACAUACCGGAGAUCGAGCUGGGUGACAGCUUCCGUGGAGGCAUCCGAUCAUGGAACAAGUCCGUGCAAAGCUGGUUGGCUCUUUAUGUACAUUCGAGAGUGAAUCGCAUGUACAGAGUGGAAUUAACCAUGUUCGUGUCAGCUCUAUGGCAUGGCACAUAUGCUGGUUAUUUUAUGUCCUUCCUGAUCGUUCCCAUGUGCGCAAGUGUUGAAGACAUUAUCUUCAGCCGUAUUCCGGUUGAUCCUGUAACGAACCGACGACCGGCUUGGUUCCGAUAUUUCUAUCUUUUCACACUUCGUUUCCGUGGCUUCGAUAUGCUCGCUACUGGCUUUCUUCUUAAAAACUUUAGAGACACGCAUAGGUUCUGGAGCUCGUUGUACUAUUGGCUUCUGCUAGUAACGUUACCCAUUUAUGCGUUCGACAAAAUAUACUCAUUGAAAAGGAAGUCUCCGAAGAAAGAGCUCUAA
Cooperia oncophora is the source of this 1392-nucleotide messenger RNA. The record is from the annotation of a GenBank genome assembly. Lineage: Eukaryota; Metazoa; Nematoda; Chromadorea; Rhabditida; Trichostrongylidae.